GUUGAGUUCUCAUUCGUCACUGAAGGCUUCAGUCUGACAGCAUGUUCAUUAUUAAAGCACACGGAGGAUGUUAACUUAUAUUUAUAAUUGAGUGCAUGAAUUAAUGCCUCAUAAAUAUGCAAUAAUUCAGUGUUAUAUAAAAAAAAUCAGUGGUAAAUGUAGAAUUCCCGACUUUGUUGACUUUUACCAGCUGUAGAAAUGGAGAUUGAAUCAAUGGUAGCAAACUGUGCACUCAUAAAAGCACGAGAAGUAGGUAACCGUGGGAACCGUAAAGGAAGGAGUCGAAAAUGGAAGGAAAUUCUGCGUUUCCCGCACAUAAGCGAGUGCACAGAGCUGGAGAAAAGCAUUGAGCGAGAUUAUCACAGUCUGUGUGUCAAGCAGCCCAUCGGAGAACAACUCUUCCGACUUUUCUGUGCAACUAAAUCUGAUCUGCAGAACUGCAUCGAUCUGUUGGAUGAAACGGCAGAAUAUGAGGUCCUGCCGGAUGACAAGAGAAAGAUCUUCGGCAAGCAGCUCAUCAACAAAUAUCUUACCUCACAGUCCUCUACGGUGCAAGUGAUUGUCGACAGUGAACUUGAGAAGUGCAUCUGUGACCUGGAGCUCAACGCUUCUGAAGAUAUAUUCGGCAGCUGCCAAGAGACACUUCAUGAGUAUCUAAGUGGAGCUCCGUUUGCAGAGUAUCAGAAAAGCAUGUAUUUUGACCGGUUUCUGCAGUGGAAGAUGGUGGAGAGACGCCCGAUCACCCGAGACCUAUUUCGAGAGUACCGUGUUUUGGGGAAGGGUGGGUUUGGAGAGGUGUGUGCGUGUCAGUCGCGAGCUUCAGGGAAAAUGUAUGCAUGUAAGACACUGGAGAAGAAGCGCAUUAAGAAGCAGAGAGGGGAAGCUAUGGCCCUCAACGAGAAACAGAUUCUAGAACGAGUCAACAGCAGAUUUGUGGUCAGUUUAGCAUACGCUUACGAGACGAAAGAGGCUCUUUGCCUGGUGCUGACGCUGAUGAACGGAGGAGACCUGAGGUUUCACAUCUAUAACAUGGGCACCGAGGGCCUCAGCAAAGAAAGAGUAGAGUUUUACGCUGCUGAGAUCCUGUGCGGCUUGAGCCAUCUUCAUAAAGAGUCCAUCGUUUACAGGGAUUUAAAGCCAGAAAACAUUCUGCUGGAUGAUAAUGGUCACAUUCGGAUCUCUGAUUUAGGACUGGCCAUAAUCUUGAAAGAAGAAAAGCUUGUGAAGGGCAGAGUGGGAACAGUGGGUUACAUGGCACCGGAGGUGAUCUCGAACACAUAUUAUAGUGUGAGUGCGGACUGCUGGGGACUCGGGUGUCUGAUCUAUGAGAUGACGGCUGGAAAUCCUCCUUUCCGCAACCACAAAGAACAACUGCCCAGACAGGAGAUUGACAGACGGGUUCUGGAGACGAUCGAGCAUUAUGGGAACAAGUUCGACGAGGACACCAGAUCCAUCUGCAAAAGCCUCCUAGCUAAAAACCCAAAGGAGAGAUUGGGCUGCAAAUGUGGGCGAGGGUCAGAGGUCAUCAAAGGUCACGCGUUCUUUAAGGACAUCAACUUUACGAGACUUGAGGCAGGAAUGAUGCCGCCACCAUUUGUUCCCGAUCCGAGAGCCGUUUACUGCGCAGACGUCCUGGACAUCGAUCAGUUCUCUCCAGUUAAAGGAGUGAGCCUCGAUCAGGUCGAUGAAAGUUUCUACAGCAAGUUUAACACGGGAAGCGUGCCUGUGCCGUGGCAGAAUGAGAUGAUUGAGACUGAGUGUUUCAAGGACCUGAAUGUGUUUGGACCACGUGGAACGAGAACACCAGAUCUGGACCGCAGCAUUGUGAUCCCACAGACCAGCUCCGAGACUCAAGUCAUGAAACGGAGUCCUUCUGAACACGGGCGACACCGGCUGCUGAACCGAAUCUUCAAGAGACGCCCCAGGGAACAGUCAGCUGAACCCAUUUGUCGCUCCUCAUCCAGCCAGGGCUCUGUGUGACUUCUGCAGAAGAGGACUGAACAAAACACUCCUCUUUUUAUCCUCAGAAUUUCUGAUUCUUGGGAAAAAAAGACUCUACCGCUUCCUCACUGGAAAGCUUAUUUAAAGAGCCACUGUUUUAACGUUAUUGAAAACAAAAACAAAAAUUAUCCCACAUUUAUCAUACCACAAAUCCUAUACAGUUUAAGUGGUUUGGGUAUUUUUUUUUUAUGCUUUCAUAUAACAGAAAAUGGAUUUAUGAUGUUUUAUAUGCUCAAUUUGUAAAUAAAAGACAAAAGCAUUGCA
Molecule: messenger RNA, 2265 nt
Organism: Carassius auratus (goldfish)
Lineage: Eukaryota; Metazoa; Chordata; Actinopteri; Cypriniformes; Cyprinidae
Product: G protein-coupled receptor kinase 5
Exons: 16
Coding region: 199-1980 (593 amino acids)
Biological process (GO): signal transduction; protein phosphorylation; regulation of signal transduction
Cellular component (GO): cytoplasm
Molecular function (GO): G protein-coupled receptor kinase activity; ATP binding
Source: RefSeq, a predicted model, not a curated record